UUUGCUGCUACCCCAGGAAGCGUUGGAGACAUAGACGUGUCUCUAUUGAAGGGAUUGACUGGUUUGAGCUGAGUUGAGUGGCUGGACACCGGUGGAAAUCUAGACGUCUAAGUUUUUUUGGUGAAAGAGGGUGCUGUUUUAGAACUGCAGGCCCCGAUCAUGACCACCUCGGGGAACCAGAUAGAACAGCUACGGCGGCGCAUCCAAGAACUGGAGGAAGAGCUGGUCCGAGAGAGAGGAGGCAGUCGGGGCCUACGAGCACGGAUCGCGGAGAUGAGCCCCGAGGUGACGGACUCCAAUCCGUACAGUCGCCUGAUGGCACUGAAAAGAAUGGGAAUUGUGAAAGAUUAUGAGAAAAUUCGUUCAUUUGCUGUGGCAAUAGUGGGUGUUGGUGGAAUUGGCAGUGUGACUGCUGAAAUGCUGACAAGAUGUGGCAUUGGUAAGCUGCUCUUGUUUGAUUAUGAUAAGGUGGAACUGGCGAAUAUGAAUAGGCUCUUUUUUCAACCCCAACAAGCUGGACUGAGCAAAGUGAAAGCAGCAGAACACACUUUAAGGAAUAUUAAUCCUGAUGUCUGCUUUGAAGUACAUAAUUACAACAUCACUACUGUGGCCAACUUUCAGCACUUUAUGAAUAGGAUCAGUAAUGGUGGAUUAGAAGAAGGAAAACCUGUGGAUCUUCUACUAGGCUGUGUAGAUAACUUUGAAGCUCGUAUGGCAAUUAACACUGCUUGUAAUGAGAUUGGACAAGUAUGGAUGGAAUCUGGAGUAAGCGAAAAUGCCGUUUCUGGUCAUAUUCAGUUGAUCAUACCUGGUGAAUCAGCUUGUUUUGCAUGUGCACCUCCACUUGUCAUAGCCGCAAACAUAGAUGAGAAAACUCUGAAACGAGAGGGAGUUUGUGCAGCCAGUCUUCCCACCACUAUGGGAGUGGUUGCUGGUCUUCUUGUGCAAAAUGUCCUGAAAUAUUUAUUAAACUUUGGAAUGGUGAGCUUUUAUCUCGGCUACAAUGCACUGCAGGAUUUCUUUCCCACCAUGACAAUGAAACCAAAUCCACAAUGUAGUGACAGAAACUGCAGAAUGCAGCAAGAACAGUAUAAGAAAAAAGAGGCAGUGAAUCCAAAAGAAGAAUUAAUAGACCAGGAAGAAGAAAUAAUUCAUGAAGACAAUGACUGGGGUAUAGAGUUAGUUUCGGAGAUUUCAGAAGAAGAGCUGAAAGAUGAUUCUAGUUCAGUUCCUGAUCUUCCAGAAGGAAUUAUGUUGGCUUACACAAUACCAAACAAGAAAGACUGUAUUCCUGCUGGAGAAAUGGUUGAAGAAUCUGAAGAAAGUCUUGAAGAACUUAUUGCUAAAAUGAAGAAUAUAUAAUAUGCAGAAUGUGUCAGGGACCCGUUAUUUUUAGUGCUUUAUAGCUAUUUAAUGGUUUCUGGCUAAAUUUCACUCAUUGUAUAUUUAUCACUCUGUUUUGAUGAUAGUAUCAUUAAAUUUCCAUAACUUAAUACAUUAUUAGAAACUAUAUUUCCAAAUUUCCAGAAAGCAUUAAAGUAAUCCAAUAAAUUUAAUAAUAUGAGAAUAAUGGUAUAUCAAAUCAAGCACAAAGAUAUUUUGUGAAUUGUAAAAGUUUUAUUUAAUAAUCUGGCAAAAGUUCUAAUGUCCCUUAUGUUUACAAAAAUUAAAGGUUUCACUAGAUGUAGCUAUAUUUAAUUUUUGAAAUACUACUCUUAAUUCACCCAUAAUGCUAAAUCAUGAAUUAAGUGUAGAGUUCCUUCUCUAGAUGUUUUGAGAUUGAAUCUUAUGUAUCUUGUACAGUAAUCAUGACAGUUGGAAGCCAAAAUGAGCAAAGUUGUGCUACUUUACAUUCAGCAAGAGCAAUAAACCAUGAUCCAAAAUUAUUUUUCCGGAUUUGCUGUCAUAUACAGAAUAUGUAGUUUAAAGAAAAUUCAAUUGAAUUAACCUAUAGUGUAAAAUUCAUUCAUUAGCAAUAUGACUUCCAUUUUAAAACAUAAUUUUGGAUUUUACAUAAUUGUAAAGAAAACAAAACAAAUGUUUCCUUCACUGUCAUAGAAAGGAGUUUUACACAAACACAUGGCAUGUAGUACAAAAAAAAACCUUAAAAUCAUUACCUAUGAUUUAACUUAAUGGGAAAAUAUUUCACAAACACUCACUAAACACUAAAAUCCUUUUCUGAACCAAGUCAAGAAUGAAAAUAAACCCAAAGGUAGACUUUACAAGCUAGAGAAAAUGGAUGAGAGCCUUUGGUGGAACAGAAACCUUAAUUUAGUUUCAAUAUAGUUUCAAUAGUGUUAUUUACCUGUAAAUUAUCCUAGCUAUGUAGCAAGUGUUGACAUUAUAAACUGUAAUAUAUCUGGGAUAUUUUGAAUAAUGCUUAUAGAUGAAAGUAAAUUUAAAAGAUUUAGAACAAAAAAGUAUGAAUUGAAUAUUAGAUGACAGCAAAGGAUGCAUAUGCAAUUAGUCCUCAACUUAUGAUCAUUCAGUUACAAUAGCUGAACAAAUUAUUAUGUCUGGUCCUUGGGAGUUCCAGCUGCGCCUGAUCAAAUGAUCGUGAUUUGAGUGCUUGGCAACUUGCUCACAUUUAAAUGACAGGUUACAGUAGCCUGUAAUCAUGUGACUGCCAUUUUCUUUCUUCCCCAAGAAUUUUAUUAAGAUUGUCAUGAUACAAAAUACAAAUGAAAAUAAAAAUAGGA
This is a messenger RNA of Notechis scutatus (mainland tiger snake), 2699 nucleotides long. RefSeq names its product ubiquitin like modifier activating enzyme 5 (gene UBA5). Gene Ontology annotation, molecular function: UFM1 activating enzyme activity. Gene Ontology annotation, biological process: protein ufmylation. The record is from RefSeq and is a predicted model, not a curated record. NCBI's taxonomy places the organism in Eukaryota, Metazoa, Chordata, Lepidosauria, Squamata, Elapidae. Gene Ontology annotation, cellular component: cytoplasm; cytosol.